AUGAUAAGUGUCAAAAGUUUCCUUGUGGGGAUGUUGAGGAGUGCAUUCGUAGUGGCCUUCCUCAGCAUACCAAACCCCGUGUCCGCUUUAACAGGAUUUAAAAGCUGGUCGAGGAAGGCUUUAUAUCAUAAGGUCGAUCUCUGCACCCAAUCGUGCUACAGCCAAAUAAUCCCUGGACUCUAUUUAAGCAAUGCACGCGCGGCAGCAGACAGAAAUGUUCUCCGACAUCUCAAUAUCACCCAUGUCCUCACAGUGGAAGCUCAUAGGUUACCGAAGACAACGUUCUUGGAUACGAAUAUCAAUACCUUAUUCAUCAGAGCCUUCGACACUCCAAACACCAACCUCUUAGCGUAUUUCCCUAUGUCCAAUGCUUUCAUAGAAGAAGGUCUCCAAAAAGGAAAUGUUAUUGUCCAUUGUCACUUCGGAGUAUCGCGAUCAGCGACUUUGGUGAUAGCAUUUAUUAUGCAAAAGUAUAAAAUAUCAUAUGAGCAGGCUUUUAACUUUGUACGUCAAAGGCGAAGAUUCAUCAACCCAAACCCAGGUUUCGUCAGCCAGCUAAAAGAAUAUCAGAGAUUGAAUUAUGACGUGAACGGUUUCCAGAGGUUCGAAGCGUUUAUGAACGUGAAUGCAAGAAGGCACAAGUAUAAAAUCGCAUCUUUGGCUGCUGUAGUAGUUGGAGUUCUGGUACCGUUGGCAGUUCUCAUCGUUUAA
Molecule: messenger RNA, 711 nt
Organism: Danaus chrysippus (African queen)
Lineage: Eukaryota; Metazoa; Arthropoda; Insecta; Lepidoptera; Nymphalidae
Source: the annotation of a GenBank genome assembly